ACCGUUGAAGGAUAUCAGCUCGGGGAGAGGCGGAGUGGAGAACAGACACGGCAGAGUAGCGAGGCGGAGAGGACGGAGACAGACGAAGGCGGUAACGAUGCGGCUCAAACACCCACCAAAACGGCGAAAAUUGCCCCAAAAGGCAACGCUGACCGCGGCAGAUGACUGGGGAUAGACGUGGCCGAUGGAUUCGGGAUUCUUUUUGUUUCCCAGCAUUCGCCAAAGAAGAAACAAGAUUGUUUCAACGAUUCUCAAUGGGUUUUUGCCACAGUGAACCCAAGAACUUGAGAGCUUUGUGUCACACUUGAAUUAUCAAAAACAUGACGGUGAUGACAAGAUUCUCCAAGUCUGUGGGAAAAAGAAGACAGCUCUACCCCAUUCAACUGGAUAUUGCUGCAGUGGAGACCGCGUUGUUAACGUGAAGAUGGCAAGCAAUACAGCUGUUUGCCGAAUUUUGACAAGAUGGAAGUUUUCUCUCAUUUUAUUUUUUGGCUGGACAUUUGGAUUUAAUUUUACUUUUUUCUUUUCUUUGUUGUUCUCAACAUGGACUUGUUGGGUCAUCGAUACGAACUACGAUUGGGACUCAUGAACAAAGUUCGCUGUUGUACAAUUGAUAUUCAACUGUUUUAAAUAAAGUGUAUGUCCACGUAUUUACAACUGGCUUUGUGUUAUUAGCUGAUAAUCUGGAAAGUGACAAAUGCUGUUUGGUUUGCUUUAAUCUUACAAUUUCGAAAUUAGCUGACAUUAAGUGAAUCUUGGUAGAAAACUACUCUUGUUUGCUUUUUUGUGUCAGUAAUAAGAUUGGUCAUCUCAGCCUUGACAUGGAAUUUAUUUUUUACAUUUAGAUAUUGUUCUGUAAAGAAAAUUAUCUUUGAGAUAAAGGCAACAUUGGUGGUUUUUAAUAUGCUUCUAAUGUAAAAUCUGGUAAUAUGUCAUCAAUGGCUAAAUAUUAGUUAUCCAUAAGGUUUGGUUUAGAACCCAGAUGGGUCGGUCACAAAGCAUAGCCUAAAAGGCUUUCAUAAAAUGGCCACUGCUUCUUUUUCCUGUCUGAGCAGGAAGUGAUGUAAAUGGUGCAGAAUCUAUCAUUUUAUAGUCCCUCACUCUUACAACCUUUAAUUUAAAGUAAGAUUUUUUUUUUAAUUUUACAGCUUGUGUCCUAAUGUUGACAAUGCUCGUGAAUUGAUGUAAAAGUACGUGUAAAAGCUAAUAAAAGGGGUGGGACUUAGACAUCACCUGAGUGUGGGGUAAAUGGAAAUAACGUCAAUCAAAGGCAAAGCUUUCAGAGCAGGGAAGGGAAGGAGCUCUAGAUGGCGGCUGAGCCUUGGGAAGGGUGCCAUGGGUUGUCCUUACAUAGUUUCUCAGGCUUCGUUUUCGAUCCGUCUUGUUAGAUUCUUGUUUAAAGUCGAAAGCUGUGAUAGUACGGUGUUUUUUUAGCUGGAUUCUGUGCGUUUUGUGUGUUUUUUGAGCUGGUUUCUUUGAGCUGGAGGAGCCGUCUGGGCUCGUCGUUGUUUUCCAUACUGAGCUCUGGCAGCCAUGGCGCGACUCCAUUUUUAGUGCUGCUGCUCUGCCUUUGUCGCGCUGACGCUCGAUGCAGACCUCCAAAGGCCUGCAAGCUUUUCUUGCUGAGCUUUUUUGUUUUUUUGUCAUUUAUCUUAUUAUUUGAACGGAUUUUUAUUUUAUCCCAGUUUAAAAAAAUGUUAAAUGCGACGUAACGAAAGGCAAUAUAGCCUGACUUAUAGCCUAGCACCCUUCUUGACAUUGAAUUCAUGUGUUUACAUUAUGCGGUGCUCGAUUUAAAGCUUUUUCUCAUCCGUAAAUGUUAUUUUCUAAUGCUAAAUGUGAUGACGCAGUUUAAAUUGUCGGCAUGCGGCUCGGGCUGUGGACUAAAUUGAACAAUAUACGCCUGAUGUAUAAGUUGUUGUGAAAGCACCUGUCGUAUUUCCGGACCAUUAUUUCAAUUAGCGAUAUAAAAACAUCUUUAAAUUUAUCGAUUUGAUGUCGUGUUGCUCACUCGCGUUGCACCGGCUGGGCUUUAGCUGCCGUCAGAGCCAGGGCGAUUCUAAGGGACUUGUGUGAUGGUUCAUGCCUCCAACUUUUGACAGUAAAUACCUGGACAGAAAAAAAAAAUACUGCUUGUCGGAUAUUUAGGACACUACCAUGAUGAAGAGCAAAAGUAAAAAGCAAGAAGAUGAGGGAUCGACUCAAAGCAAUGCUUCAAGCAACUCUGCCUCAGAGGAAUCCAACCACUCUGCCUCGGAGUCUGGAAGUCAGUCGGAAAGCGAACAUGGCAGCGAGAGGAGGAGAUCACACAACUCUGAGUCUAACAGCUCCUCAGAGUCCGAGAGUCACUCGGAGUCAGAGAGCGAGUCUGCAGAGUCCAAGUCGCAGCAAACCACUUCAGAAGUCAAAGGCAAGCAAGUUAAGAAGAAGGAGCGCAUAGCUGAUGUUAAAAAGAUGUGGGAAGAACAUCCAGAUGUGUACGGAGUUAGGAGGUCGAAUCGCAGCAGACAGGAACCGGCUCGCCUUAACAUCGGAGCUGGGGGGAGCAGCGACUCUGAGAGCGAGAGCCCUAAAAGAAAAUCCUCACGUUUAAAGAAGAAAGAAAAUAUCUGGAAAGAUGACUCAAAUGAUGAUGAAGAGGAGGAGGAGGAGGAGACAUCCAACAGUUCAGACAGUGAGCAGGAAGAGAAAAAAGUUAGAUCCAGACGACUUCCUGCUAGAAGACCUCAGGCCAAAUUGUCAGUCAGAAAAAGGCAAUCCCAAAAAGGAAGGAAGUCGAAGAAACAAGAAUCAUCAGCAGAAGAUGAGGAUGAAGACGACGACGAGGAUGACGACGACGAUGAUGAGGAAGACACUCCGAAGAGACAGACUCGGAGAAGAGGGGCCACAAAAAUCAAAAGCUAUAAAGAGGACCAACAUGACUUUGAAACAGACUCUGACGAUCUGAUAGAAAUGACAGGAGAAGCUGGUGAAGAGCAGCAGGACGACGACAGUGAGACCAUCGAGAAAGUUGUUGACUGCAGAGUCGGAAGCAAAGGAGCUACUGGCGCGUCCACCACGGUAUAUACCGUAGAGGAAAACGGGGAUCCAUGUGAGGGGUUCGAUCCAGAGAAAGACGAAGGCGAGACUCAGUAUCUGAUCAAGUGGAAGGGCUGGUCGUACAUCCACAACACCUGGGAGAGCAUGGACUCUCUCACGCAGCAGAAAGUCAAAGGGCUGAAAAAACUAGACAACUUCAAAAAGAAAAACGACGAGCUGAACGCGUGGUUGAGGAGGGCGUCCCCCGAGGACGUGGAGUUCCAUAACUGCCAGCAGGAGCUCACGGCCGACUUAACCAAGCAGUUUCAGAUUGUGGAGCGAGUGAUCUCUACAAAAACAGGAAAGACACCCGGGUCCUCGGACUUCCCGUCUCACAGUCACAAGACCUCCUCUAACGAGCCCGAGUACUUGUGUAAGUGGAUGGGUUUGCCGUACUCUGAGUGCAGCUGGGAAGAUGGAGCUCUGGUCAAGAAGAAGUUCCAGCACUGCAUCGACAGCUUCACAAACCGCAACAACAGCAAGACGGUCCCGUCUAAAGACUGCAAGGUUUUGAAGCAGCGGCCGAGGUUCGUCGCUCUGAAAACGCAGCCGUCGUACAUCGGCGACGAGAACCUGGAACUGAGAGAUUAUCAGCUGGAUGGAUUGAACUGGUUGGCCCACUCCUGGUGCAGGUGUAAUAGUGUCAUCCUGGCUGAUGAGAUGGGACUGGGUAAGACCAUCCAGACCAUCUCCUUCCUGUCCUACCUGUUCCACCAGCACCAGCUCUACGGACCCUUCCUGCUGGUGGUUCCUCUGUCCACGCUCACCUCCUGGCAGAGGGAGUUUGAGAACUGGGCCCCAGACAUGAAUGUGGUCGUCUACCUCGGUGACGUCAUGAGCAGGAAAACCAUCCGUGAUUAUGAGUGGGUGAACCAUCAAACCAAAAGGAUUCGUUUCAAUGCACUUCUUACCACCUAUGAGAUUCUCCUCAAAGACAAGGGCGUCCUUGGGAACAUUAACUGGGCUUUUCUGGGUGUGGACGAGGCUCACAGGUUGAAGAACGAUGACUCCCUGCUUUACAAAUCACUCAUGGAGUUCAGGUCGAACCACAGACUCCUCAUCACCGGCACCCCUCUGCAGAACUCCCUCAAAGAGCUCUGGUCCUUAUUACACUUCCUCAUGCCCGACAAGUUUGAUUCCUGGGAGGAUUUCGAGGACGAUCACGGAAAAGGAAGAGACAACGGAUAUCAGAGUCUUCACAAGGUCCUCGAGCCCUUCCUGCUCCGUCGAGUCAAGAAGGACGUGGAGAAGUCUCUCCCUGCAAAGGUGGAGCAAAUCCUCCGUGUUGACAUGAGUGCACAGCAGAAACAGUUUUACAAGUGGAUUUUAACAAGAAACUACAAAGCUCUCUCCAAAGGAACCCGCGGCAGCUCCUCCGGCUUCCUGAACAUUGUGAUGGAGCUGAAAAAGUGCUGCAACCACGGUUUUCUUAUUAAGCAUCCCGAGGAGGGAGAAUCGGAAAACCAGCAGGAAAACCUGCAGGCGUUGGUGAGGGGCAGCGGGAAACUGGUUCUUAUGGACAAGCUGCUGACCCGACUCCGAGAAAGAGGCAACAGAGUCCUGAUUUUCUCCCAGAUGGUCCGGAUGUUGGACAUUCUGGCUGAAUAUCUCACAAAGAAGCGAUAUCCGUUUCAGAGGCUGGACGGUUCCAUAAAGGGAGAAAUCCGAAAGCAAGCACUCGACCACUUCAAUGCAGAAGGCUCAGAGGAUUUCUGCUUCCUGUUGUCCACCAGAGCUGGAGGUUUGGGCAUCAACCUGGCCUCGGCAGACACCGUUGUCAUCUUCGACUCUGACUGGAACCCUCAAAAUGACCUGCAGGCACAAGCCAGAGCUCACCGCAUCGGACAGAAGAAACAGGUGAACAUUUAUCGACUCGUCACUAAAGGAACGGUGGAGGAGGACAUUAUCGAGCGGGCCAAGAAGAAGAUGGUUUUAGACCAUCUGGUAAUUCAGAGAAUGGACACCACAGGACGAACGGUUCUGGACAACAGCUCCGGAACCUCAAACUCAAACCCUUUCAAUAAGGAAGAACUGACGGCGAUUCUCAAAUUUGGAGCAGAAGAUCUUUUUAAGGAGGCAGAAGGAGAAGAGUCAGAACCUCAGGAGAUGGAUAUCGACGAGAUCUUGAGGUUGGCUGAAACAAGAGAAAGUGAUCAAGGCUCAAGUGCUACAGAUGAGCUUCUGUCGCAGUUUAAGGUCGCUAACUUCUCCAGCAUGGAAGAACCGGCUCCAGAGUUUGAGGAUAGGCCCGUGCGGGAAUGGGAUGACAUCAUUCCUGAGGAACAGCGGCGGAAGAUUGAGGAAGAGGAGAAGCAGCGGGAGAUGGAGGACAUUUUCAUGCUGCCCAGAAGCAGGAGUUCCAACAAGCGGGCUCAGGCCAAUGAUAGCGAUAGCGACGUCGGUUCGAAGCUGAAGCACCGCUCAUCCGGCUCAGACAGCGAGACCGACGACAGCGAUGACGACAAGAAACCGAAGAAAAGGGGGAGACCUCGAGCUCGCAAAAACAACGUGGAGGGCUUCACCGAUGUAGAGAUACGCAGGUUCAUUAAGGCUUACAAGAAGUUUGGCUGUCCUCUGGAAAGGUUGGAGGCCAUUGCUCGAGAUUCUGAGCUGGUGGACAAGUCCAUCGCCGACCUGAAGAGACUUGGCGAACUGAUUCACUCCAGCUGUGUGACGGCGGUGCAGGAACACGAGGAGCAGCUCAAAGAAAACCCAGUUGAAGCCAAAGGUCCUGGGAAACGACGAGGAAUCAAUAUCAAGAUUUCCGGGGUUCAGGUCAACGCCAAGUCCAUCAUCCAGCACGAGGACGAGUUUGAACCUCUUCACAAGGCCGUGCCCUCCACCCCUGCUGAGAGGAGCAAGUUCACGCUAACUUGCAGAGCUAAAGUAGCUCACUUUGACAUAGACUGGGAUCUGCAGGAUGACGUUCAGCUCCUCCUCGGCAUCUACGAGCAUGGCUUUGGAAACUGGGAUCUGAUCAAGACUGACCCUGACCUCAAACUUGCUGAUAAGAUUCUUCCAGACGAUCCAAGUAAGAAACCUCAGGCCAAGCAGCUCCAGGCGAGAGCAGAGUACCUGCUGAAGCUGCUAAAGAAGGAGCAGGACAGCGAUGCUGCUUCUAAACUAGGAGAGGAGGUCAAGGUGAAGAAGAGAAAGCCUCGAGUGAAAAAGGACAAGCUUCUCAAAGACGAUCAGGGCACCAAAAUCUCCUCCCCACGGCUUUCUGAUAACCCGUCAGAGGAGGGCGAGGUCAGGGACGAUGGGACAGAAAAACCGGCGGUUAAGAAAAGACAAAAGAAGAAGGACAACAAAGAGAACAAAGAAAAACAGGGAACAGCCAAAAAGGAGAAGGAGGGAGACAAAGAGAAGAAGGCCCCCAAGCCCAGGAAAGAGAGGGCUAAAGGAGCCAAAGGGAAGAAAGCUCAAGGUCCAGUCCACAUCACAGCCGGUUCUGAGCCCAUUCCCAUCGAAGGAAAGGAGGACGAUGAGCUGGACCAGGAGACCUUCAGCAUUUGUAAGGAGCGCAUGAGGCCGGUGAAAAAGGCCCUGAAGCAGCUGGACAAGCCAGACGAGGGACUGUCGGACCAGGAGCAGCUACAGCACACGCGCACCUGCCUGCUGAAGAUCGGAGACAGGAUCACCGAGUGCCUUAAAGCCUACAGUGACCCCGAACAUGUGAAGAUAUGGCGAAGGAAUCUUUGGAUUUUUGUGUCCAAGUUUACGGAGUUCAGCGCAAGGAAGCUUCACAAGCUUUACAAAAUGGCACAGAAGAAGAGGUCCCAUGAGGAAGAGAAGGAGCAGAAGAAGAAAGAGGAUGUAUCAGGAAGAAUAAAAUCAUUCCGACCUGAAGCUUCUGGUUCUAGUCGAGACUCCUCAGGAAAUCAGCCUUCCUCCAAACCCCCGUCUCACCUGUCCGGACCCCACGGGCACCACAGAGAACCGUACAAUGCUGCUAACAAGAGGCACUUUGGCAGUAACGACCGGGGGGGCGACUGGCAGAGGGACCGGAAAUAUAACUACCCAGGAAACAGCAACCAGUUGUGGCAGGGAGACCGGCACCAUCCGUAUGACCCUCAUCGCUACAAGGAUCACUACGGUGAUCGGCGUUCACACGGAGACACGUAUCGCAGCUCCGGUGGUUACCGCAACAACACCUCCCCUCGGAAAAGGCCGUAUGAGCAGUACAGCAACGACCGGGACCACAGGGGUCAACGGCCUUACUACGACAGACAUUCGGACCCCAAACGAAGACGUCCCGAGGAGUUCCAUACCAACUACCACCAGGGAAGAGAAGGCCCCCUCCAGGACUUCAGGAGAAUGCCAGAUCACAGACCAGCAGGUCCAUCUGGACCAGAGCACUUCAGCAGGCCCUUCCACUCAGACAAACCACCUCCACUGUUGGACCCCCGCUCCCCACAGGCUCAGAAGUCCCCCCAGGACUCCCGCUCCCCUCUCGACCGUCCAGUAGAACCCAGUGCCAUGACAGACCCAAACUGGAUCAAUAGAAAGACAUAAAGUCCACCAGCUGAGGUGCAGAAACUGAUUAGAGCCACAUGUUGCUGCUGGACAAAGUGUGGCCUUGACAUUCAUAAGCUGUUAAAAAGGAAAUCAACACGUUCUGAACUUACCAGCAAACUAUUGAGCUCCUUGUUUCCAGUGAUCGUGGCUGAAAACCUUUUGUACCCUGAAGGAAGAAAUUUGUUUCAUGGAAAACAAAAACUGAAACUUGCAUCUUUAACUUAAACUAACUGGUUCAUCAGUUAUUUAUGUUCUGAGUGAAACGCCUAUCAGAUGCUUAGUCCCAUGGACUAUUGGAAGGAAAGUCGAGGCAAAAACUGAUCCCAAUCCUAAAAGUGCCUGAAAGUAUCGGUCUUGGGAAUGGUAAACGUACAGAUCCAUGACACGGACGUUUCUUUGUGUUUUGUUUAGCUUUAAGUAUUGAAAACGAUGUCAGUAGAAGGUUCUUGGUACAACAACUAGAAUGUGUAAUGUGUUAAUCAUUUGCACCUUUUGAAAAGUUUUGAUCAUGUAGCUGAAUGGAUAAAAAAAAUACUGGAAAUGUGAUCAAACAAAGCCAGUGUUUGUGAUCUGACUGAUGGUUUUAACAUUCACAACUGUAGCUGUAGAAAUCAUUACAGUCCUCCCGCUCUGCUCACUUUAACCACUUUACUCAUCUUCUGGCCUUAAGGAAACUAUGGAAGCAGUAUUUAUUAUUAUCACCACUUUUGCUGAGGUUCACAACACUACCUACCAGAGCAAUCCUUUUCUGAUUCCUCUCAGUGUUAUUGUGGUCAAGAGGAAGGGUUGAUUACUUAAUUUAAAGUCAGCGCUUGUCUGGAAAAGCUAAGAAACCAACAUAGUUCUGGUAAAAAGUUAUUGAAAGGAGAGGGUAGAUGUUAUAUCAAGCCUCCUUGUGCCAAAUCUGCCUCUUCUUUCAGUUGAAACAUGACUAAAUAAAGUCAAUCAUCCAUCUGUGUUUUUAUUUACUCCUGAAGGAACUGGUCGUUUGGGGGGGGAUUAUAUAAAAGGAAAUUGUGUGUUUUGUCUCGGGCCCUUCUGGUUACUUUGUCAACAGCCAGCUCUUCUUUUCACCCACCUAAAGCAAACUAAAGUUCCUGUAAUAUAUGUUCUGUAAGAAGUUCUAAAUAAUUUAUAUUUGUGGAAAACAAGUAUUUGUGAGAAAUGUGCUGUACAUAUGUUUGGACAUAUGUAAUAAAACUUUGUUACACAACAAAAUGUUUUAUUUUGACAGAGAAUUUUUUUUUAGAUUUUUACAGAGGAAAUGUUUUUUUUUUCUCUUACCAUUUUUCAUAUAAUCUUAUCUAAAGUUUAAUGCAACACCAAUGUCCAAAGAAGCAAAUUUAUCCUGAAAAUCCUUGAAAAUUUAAGUUCACUUUCUGACAAAUAAGCAUCAAUUUGCUGCUUGGCCACUAUUAAUAUGGAAAUAAAUGUCUUGUUUAUUUUUUUCUCUA
This is a messenger RNA of Nothobranchius furzeri (turquoise killifish), 9050 nucleotides long. It is a transcript of the gene chd2, whose product is annotated as chromodomain helicase DNA binding protein 2. Gene Ontology annotation, biological process: regulation of transcription by RNA polymerase II; nucleosome organization. The record is from RefSeq and is a predicted model, not a curated record. Gene Ontology annotation, cellular component: nucleus; chromatin. NCBI's taxonomy places the organism in Eukaryota, Metazoa, Chordata, Actinopteri, Cyprinodontiformes, Nothobranchiidae. Gene Ontology annotation, molecular function: histone binding; chromatin binding; ATP-dependent chromatin remodeler activity.